Sungouiella intermedia is the source of this 3381-nucleotide messenger RNA. The record is from the annotation of a GenBank genome assembly. Lineage: Eukaryota; Fungi; Ascomycota; Pichiomycetes; Serinales; Metschnikowiaceae.
AUGGCCACAGACCUAGCAUCUAUUCAAGAGGAGAGAUCAAGGAAGUUGAAAGAGCUCUUUUUUCUCUUCUCCAACCCGCUCCAGUCAUUGGAUUCCUUCAAGAAAUCCCUCAAUACGCCAACAGCUCGUCAGUUUUUCAAAGCCAAUGACAUCUCGUUGGGAAAUCAUCUUCUGAUCACGGCAUUACCCCGAGUUCACGACUACGAGUCUCUCAAAAGGGAAAUAGCCAAUACUGUACAGUCGGAACUCUACCAAUCGGGAUCCAAGAGAACCCAUGAUGGCAAUGGAAACAGCCCUUCAAAAUCACACAAAACCACUCUAACAGAUUACCCCAGCCGAUUGAUGCCUGCAGCAUUUGGUGAGAAGAAAAAGACGUCUGGUGUCACGUCGUUGAUGUCGCAAGUGGAUGUUCUUGAGAUGGAAACGAACAGCUUUCUCAACAAACAAAUCAGCGACUUGGAGAUCUUGUCUCUACCGGAACACUACCCAACUGAGGUACACAAUGUGUCGUCCUUGGCUGAGUUGUAUUACCUCACUCAAACACUUCCACUCAUCAAGCUUUUACCGGGCUCGCAUAAGAUCCUCAUGACCGAGGACUUUGAGCUGGCUCUACUAGAAGGGAAGAUCGCUGUGCUCUACUCACGUAUCGAGGAGUUGAAGCGCCAGAAAAAGUGGUCGCUACGCCAGCCAAUUCGUUACUACGAUCCGUUUCUCUACUCCAAGCGGAAUAAGAAGGCCAAAAGCUAUCACUGGGACACUCUUCUUAGUGAGGCCAAGUGGAUGGCUGCAGAUUUCAAAGAGUCCAGCAAAUUUAAGAGAGCCUGCUGUUUUGAGAUGGCACAGGCUGUUCAGGACUAUUGGUCAUACGGUAAGAUCAUGUGCGUGAAGAGGAAGAAAAUAAGACACAUUGGAGAUUCACCAGAAGAGCUCGAGUUGCCAGAAGAAGCAGCCGAGGAAAGCGAAGUAAAGGUAGACGUGGUUGAUGAGUUCUUGAACUUGACAGACCCUGCUGAAGCUUCCGUGCAAACACCUGCUGAAGAUGCCAUGGAAGUGGACGAAACGGAAAAGACUGACGCUGCAAUUGAUACAGAACCUCUUGACAUCUUAGAUGUCAAAGCUGAGGCGGCGGCUGAAGAUAUUGCGGAUAUUCAAGAAGAUGAAAUUCAGAAAGAUAAGGCCCAAAAUACUGAGCCAGACGCUGAUGCUGAACCAGAGCCUCAAGAUCAAGAUCAAGAACUUGAGAUCCCAGAGGACACUAUCGACAUUAGCAAACUUUUGGAACGCCCAGAUCCUUCCCAGGAAAUUGUUCCCCAUGAGCUUCCAGAGUACACUGCUGAGGAUCUUGCCAAGCUUGGUGUCUCUACAAGGUCCAGUCCUUUCAAGUUGCAUGUCAACGUUAACGAUAUCAAGAAAAUUGACCAAUCGAUUAUUCGCAACUUGCCCAAGUUCACGGCUUUUGAUGACGAUCUUGUGAGCAACAUGCACCAUGCCCCACUCAAACCAGGUGAGAAUUCUAUCAUUCCAGCUUCUCGCAUGUUAUAUCCUUUUGAUCAAGAUGAUUACUGGUAUAAGAUUAUUCUUAGAGACACCGAGCAAGAGCUGCCUGCCGCUGAAGAUAUCACAGGCCCACCAGAAUUCCAAAAGGGACUUUUUGGAGUUUCUCACCGUCGGUUCAACUAUUUGAAGCCUCCCAAGCCACCAUUGAUUAAGAACAUCGAAUUCAGAUCACCUACGAUUUGGCUUCCUCAGGAUGACAAGCACUUGAUCCAUUAUGUUGCCGAAUAUUGUUUCAAUUGGGAUUUAAUCGCCGAGAAUCUCGUGGCUAACGCUUCUACAUUAAAGCGGUACGAGUCGAAUAUCGAGCGCAGAACUCCUUGGCAAUGUUUUGAAAGAUACAUCCAACUUAAUGAGAAAUUCCAAUUUUCCGAUAUGAAGGGCCACAAUGCCUACCUUGCACAGCAAUGGCUCGAACAAGCUCACAAAGCUCAGCUGACUACCAAGAGAAGAAUCUCUCCAUUGGGUGUUGGAAACGAAUCCAUCCAAAGAGGUCACAGGAGAUUGCGGUGGGCAUCGAUGUUUGACGCAAUGAGGAAGACCAUGAGAAAGCGUGAAGCAGCAGCUGCGAAGGCAAAUACUCGCAGAAGUACCCCCUCGCUGGCUUCUGAUUUUGCUGGACAAACGGCCAACUCCUCAACUUAUCCUAACGGCACUACUGCAGUAAAGCGUCCUACCGAUAGAAUACCGACACCUGGAGAGCUCUCAAAGUUGAAAUUUGACAGAGACAAGACUAUCCAGGAAGCAUACUUGAAUCAGCAGUCCACACGUUCACGUAUGAUGGCAGCCGUCUCUCAACUGAAGAGUAACUCUGGUUCUGGAUCUAGUGGUAGUCCUUCAGGAACUUCAGGCAGUUCAGAUGCUGGUCCUGGAGCACCAGAUAUGCAGAGAAGAACUUCCAAUAUUCCAGGGCGGACUCAGCUCACAGGAACCGCAGCUUCAACCUUACAGCGUCCACAACCGACUGGAGCCCAACCUCAGCAACUGCAGCAAGGCAAGCCCCUUAUUGGAAACAUUAAGCGACCAACUACACCAAACGGAACUCCAUAUACUGUUGAGCAAAUACAACAACUUCUACAGAUUCAGAAGCAGAGAAGAAUCAUGCAACAGCAGAACCAGGCCGGUAAAGGAGGCGGUGUGGUACCAGCCUCCACCAAUACCAACAUGCAAUUACAAGGAGCACGCAAGCUUGCAGGCACGGGCCAAGUAGGUUUGGGACAGAAUUUCGGUGGCGCGGGAGUGACGACUGGUUCGUCUUCCGCUGCCAUGGCGCAAACCGUCGGACAAGCUAAGCGUACCACCGGGCCACCUCCCAAGCGUCUUCAAUUUGCUCCUGGACAAGUGUCGGCCAUCAUUAAUUCUAUUCAGCAAAAGAAUCCAAAAUUGACCAAGGAACAGGUUACCAAGCUUGCAGCUUCGUACUUGGCCAAUCUUCAGCAACAACAACAGACCCGCUUGGAGCAACAACAACAGCAACAGCCACAAUCUGGACGUCCGGGGAAUCAGUCGCAACAAGCUAUUCUGGCUAGACUGGCACAAUUGCAGAGACAACGAAUGGUUGGCGGAAAGGAACCAGACACGCCAUCAUUAUCAAAACUUCAGUACGAGGAAAGAAAAAAGUUGAUGUUACAAGGUACCCAGCUGCCUAUAUCGCUGUACUCGCCCUCUGGAGCUUCAUCACCAAACUAUGCCACACUGAGUCCAAAUUUAGGUAGCACCAACUUGGCCCAGCAGAGCAAUAUGGCUAUACCCCCAAGCGGAAGCGGAAGUGGAAGCAGUACACGGAGCGGAAAUCGACAACAGGCCAACAAGAAUCCUGAGAAUUAA